This is a messenger RNA of Cucurbita moschata (crookneck pumpkin), 1283 nucleotides long. RefSeq names its product probable WRKY transcription factor 40. Lineage: Eukaryota; Viridiplantae; Streptophyta; Magnoliopsida; Cucurbitales; Cucurbitaceae. Gene Ontology annotation, biological process: regulation of DNA-templated transcription. The coding region runs from base 81 to 1007 and encodes 308 amino acids. Gene Ontology annotation, molecular function: DNA-binding transcription factor activity; sequence-specific DNA binding. The transcript has 4 exons. The record is from RefSeq and is a predicted model, not a curated record.
GCUCUAUUCGUUCAGUCUAAUACAGUUGUUUACCGGUUUGACAAUUCCUCUGCGCUUGAAAUUCUCCCUUCUUCUAGAAUAUGGAACCCUCAGCCACCAUCAAUACUUCUCUCGACCUGAAUUUCAAUCCUCCGCCGUACACCGAUGACGAAUCUCCGGCCACUUCUAAUCUUACUCCACUUAAAUCAGAGACUCCGGCCGUUCUUGCCGAAAAGUUGAAUCGGAUGAGUUCGGAGAAUCAGAAGCUAAAUCAGAUGCUAGGACGCGUUGUUGAGAAUUACAGUCUUCUGCAAAAUCAGGUGAUCCGUUUGAUGUUCAAAUCGAGGAAGCGAAAGGCAGGUGGCGAUAGUUGCAACUUCAAUCGGAGCGGAUCUGAUCAAUAUUGUGGCUGCUGUAGCGACGAUGAUUCGUGUUAUAAGAGGCCUAGAGAAAGCAGUAAGCCGAAGGUCAUGAGAGUUUUGGUUUCGACGCCAGUUUCCGAUUCCAGCCUGGUUGUGAAGGAUGGAUAUCAAUGGAGGAAAUAUGGUCAAAAAGUCACUAAAGACAACCCCUCCCCUAGAGCUUACUAUAAAUGCUCCUUUGCUCCUAGCUGCCCGGUGAAAAGAAAGGUGCAAAGAAGUGUUGAAGAUCCAUCCUAUUUAGUGGCUACUUACGAAGGAGAGCACAAUCACCCGAAACCUAAUUCUGGAAUUGAGUAUCAAUUGGUUGGACCAAUUCAGUUGGGUUCAAAUCUAGAUUCUUCUGUUUCAUCGCCCUCCUCCUCAGUUGUCAAAGGUCCAUCAAUAAUGCCUUCCGUUGUAACCUAUGAUUAUUUAUCCAAAUCCCCAUCAACGACGAACACUGUGAAAGCUUCAGUUCCAGAACUUGAAACACCCCCAGCUUCUUCAUCAACCCAAACUAUUCUAGUUCAACAAAUGGCUUCCCUUUUGACCAGAGACCCAAACUUCACCAGAGCCCUUGCCACUGCCAUUACUGGAACCAUGGUAGAUAAAGAAAUCUGGCGAUGAUAAUUAUGAUUUGUUGGCGUAUAAUCCUCAGCAUACUAUAUUUAAUGAACACUGAAAUAAAAGGUUCAAUUCUUCCCUCUUUUAGCCAGGAUUGAAACUUGAGGUGGCUAUGGUGAAAAAUUGGCAUUAGGUUUGAUGAGGGGCUGUCUGAAUCGAGUCGUAAAAUCAAACCCUUCCUCUUCUCAUCAACUUAUUUUGUUAGGAUCUUGAUUUUUUUAUGUAUAUGGACCCAUUUUUGUUGAUAUUCCCACUACUAAUAUAUCCUAUUUCGUUUUA